GUUUACCUUCGCUGCCCCGCCCUCAUUACACUCACUAGUGAUAAGAUCGAGUACCGGUAGAGUCGUAAGUUACAGUGACCAACAGCCAAACCUCUCGAGCGCCUGUGGUGAUAACACACUACUGGUGUUGUAAUUUGUGACACGUCUUGAUGCUGAUGCAACUAGCGUGCUGUUGAGUCGAUAGUGUAGAGGUCGAAGGUCACGCGGUGUGAGUGGAUAAACUGCUUGUGAGAACUCACAGAGACACAGGCUAACUCACACAACUAAGGAGGAAAGAAGCAGUUCCAAGUUGAGCAGAGAUAAACGCGUGCUGAGAAAGAAUUCCCCCGAGUUCCCCACAACAGACAACACCAACAGCCAUGAACAUCGAAGAGUUGCGUCAGACAUGCGAGGCGGCCGGCCAGAGCCACUUGCUACAGUUCUGGGAUCAGCUGGACACACAACAGCAGACGUCCCUGGCCGCCGAGAUCUCCCACCUUGACCUGCAGGAAGCAGUGGGUUACUUCAAAGAAGCUGAAAUCUCCAUGAAAGAAGACACAGAGAAGAUUGACGACCACCUGGAGCCACUAGAGUCAUCUGUGUGUGGGAGUGUGGCACGCAGCAGUGACGAACUGUUGGAGAAGUACAGACAACAAGGUCUGACGUCGGUCGGCAACUCGGAGGUGGCCGUGCUGCUGCUGGCCGGGGGUCAGGGCACGCGUCUGGGGGUCCCCUACCCUAAGGGCAUGUACGACGUGGGCCUCCCCUCUGGCCGCACGCUGUACCAACUGCAGGCGGAGCGCAUCGUCAAGCUGCAGCAGCUGGGGGAGAAGGUGACGGGCAAGAGCUGCGUCGUGCCCUGGUACAUCAUGACCAGUGAACACACCAAAGGGGCCACGGAGAAUUUCUUCAUCAAGAACGAUUACUUCGGUCUUCAGAAGGAGAACAUCAUCUUGUUUGAGCAGAGUUUGCUCCCCUGCUUUGACUUUGAAGGGAAAAUCAUCCUCGAGUCACCGUCCAAGCUGGCGCUAGCUCCAGCUGGCAAUGGAGGACUCUACAGCGCCCUCCGUAACUCCAAAAUUAUUGACGACCUUGAAAAACGUGGGGUCAAGAAUAUACACAUCUACUGCGUCGACAAUAUCCUAGUCAAGAUGGCCGACCCAGUAUUUAUAGGAUUCUGUUUGAGCAAGAAUGUUGAGUGCGGAGCAAAGGCUGUAGAGAAGACGAUGCCCAAGGAAGCUGUUGGGGUGGUAUGCAAAGUGCACGGCAAGUACCAGGUGGUAGAAUACAGCGAGAUCACUCUAAAAACGGCCGAGAAGCGAACCCACGACGGCAGACUGGUGUUCAAUGCCGGCAACAUCUGCAACCACUUCCUCACCACAGACUUCCUCAAACGAGUGUGCCUGAACUUUGGCGUCUGGGAGGUGCUGAGGGAGGAAGAGUUCUCCCCCUUGAAGAACGCAGACGGAUCGGCCAACAGCACGCCCACCACAUGCAGACACGCUCUGAUGAGUCAGCACCACCGCUUUGUCCUGGCGGCCGGCGGGACGUUCAUCCACAAGGACGGAACGCCGUACACAGACAUACAGAGAAACAAUAACAAUGAAGAGAGUCACGCCAAUGGCCAACAGAGCCAGGAUGAGGAGGACACCAUCCAGUGUGAGAUUUCCCCACUCGUCUCCUACUCCGGCGAAGAUCUGGAGGAUGUAGUGAAGGGCAAAAGCUUCCAGCCACCCGUGAGGUUCGAACUUGGACCCAACGGAGUUGCGGUCACUCAAGGGAGCAGCCAAUGACCACAAUCUGACAGCAUUUCUGUAACAUACCUUCGUCAUCUGUAGUGUUGUAAAUUAUAUUGACAAAAAUAUUAUAUUUAUAUAUAUAUAUAUACAUAUAUAUAUAUAUUUGCACUGUUUUUAUUGUGAUUAAGAUCCCGGCAAGGGACGAACUUACAUAUAUUUAUUUGUGUUGGGGGUUUAUGAUUUUGUUUCGGUUACACUGUUCUUUCCACAUUCUGCUGAUUUUUUCAUUUGCCCUCGAGAAAAACGGUUGUUUGUAGUUUCUAAUAAUUUUUAGGGCAUUUAAGUUUGACUCAGGGUUCCAUGUGUGAAAUGAAAUCUCUCCAGAAAUUUGUAUCCUUUUUAUUCCAAAAUUCAAUGAAUUCCAUUCCGUUUAUUGGUCUAGUCGGAGGUAAUAACCAUUGAUUUCAAGAUCUCCUGUAGAGUUGAACGGAAACAAAGAAAAGGGGAUAUGCUACAUCUUUGGUCACUUAAAAAACAUGUGUCAAUAAAUGUAACUGGGAAUAAAAAACGAAGUAAGUUAUUAAUUUAUCGUUUUGAAAAGAAUAUAUCGUUGAACAUAAAUGAAUAAGUACAUGAUUGAAACAGUAGUACAGGAGGUUGAUAAAUAAAUAAAUAGAUGUAUAAGUAUUAAACAAAAAGUAAUAAAAAGUAUUGAUUAAUUAUUAUGGCACACACGCCAUUCUUCCAGUUACGUCAUUUCAACUUUCGUUUUU
Molecule: messenger RNA, 2491 nt
Organism: Aplysia californica (California sea hare)
Lineage: Eukaryota; Metazoa; Mollusca; Gastropoda; Aplysiida; Aplysiidae
Product: UDP-N-acetylhexosamine pyrophosphorylase
Biological process (GO): UDP-N-acetylglucosamine biosynthetic process
Molecular function (GO): UDP-N-acetylglucosamine diphosphorylase activity
Source: RefSeq, a predicted model, not a curated record